GGAGAUGUCGCUAGCUCUAGCAGUUGCUCUACAGAGGUAACUGUAGUUAACAGCUAGUUGUAUUUAUAUAGAACAAGCAAACACAUCUUAUCAAACGUUUUCCUGUCAAUACAACCAUAAGGACAGUGGCUUUUCCCACAGUCAACCCAAGGAGCUUUCCACACUGUGAGCUCUGAAGAUGGAGGAGGACCAUGUUCACUGUAUGUCCUGUGUUAACCAGAGAUGCAUGGUCAGACCUGAACCAGGGGUUUCUUGUGAUCUUAUAAACUGUCCUCUAGUGUGUGGGGCUGUAUUUCACUCCUGCAAAGCUGAUGAGCACCAACUUUUGUGCCCACUAGUGAGGGUCCCCUGUUUAAACAGUGGCUAUGGCUGCCCUGUAACUCUGGUGCGCAACCAAAUGUAUGGACACCUUGAGGUGUGUCCAGCUGGAGUGGUGUGCUGCACUAUGGAAUGGAACAGAUGGCCAGUUAGCUGCCUGGACUAUACUUCCUAUGAGAGCCUGAGCCGUGGAGUGGAGGAGGUGGAGCAGCUCGAUAUGGCACUUGCCCUUCAGGACCAGCGUACACUACUCGAGUCCCUCAAGGUGAUUGCCAUGGCACCUACUGCAGAGGGAGAACCACUUGUCCCUGUUAGUAAGGAGAACAGGGCAAAAGACUCUGCUUUGCUAAACUCUGCCCCUGAGGCCUCUUUUAUUGAGUCACCUUCACAGUCAUCAUCCUCACAUCAGCCACAACUGCCCCCACCAGGCUCGGCAAAGGAGAAGAUUGUCAGUGGAAUUAAUGGCUUGAACGAGGAACACUUCAGUAAACUCUAUGAAGCUACAGUUGAGACUGCAAGAAGUUUAGCUGCUGCUUUAGACUUUGUUAGCAGUGCCAGUUCUGUUGAUAGCAGCACAGAGUGCGGGAGCAGAGGAGCUGCUAUGCAGAAGAGUAGAUUGGGCAGCAAUGGAGACUUUCAGAAUGGACUGGAAGACAAAACACCUGUAGCUGCGGAUGGGUUGAAUCAAAGAGGGACAGAGGACAAAAGUGUUUGUUCUAGCUGUUUGGGUGGAAACUGGGCUCCUAGAGGAACAGAUCUAAAGAUGUUAAACUCAACAAAUGGACCACAGUCAGGAGCAAUGGAGUCUGUAUGUAUGGAUACAGCCGGUCCUGUUGAGGUGCAAGAUGACCUGAAUGCUGGUGUUUCUCAAGAGCCAGUGACACCUCAAAUGACAUCUCCAGUGCAUGUCAGCCAAGGUGUGGCACAGAGGGCUGGUCAUGUGGUCCUGGAAGACAGGGGGCUAGUUCUUUUAGAAAACCAUGGGUCUGAGCGGAAGUUCCACAAUUACCAGUUUUUUAGGGGACAGGGCCAAGGGUCAUUGUCAAAUGGACGGAUAGGUUUUUUCCCAGACAGGUCACUGUAUAGAUUGCGACCCAAAAUGGAGGACAAAGCAGUGGAUACCUCAGAUCUGGAGCAGGAUGACGACCCCAUGGGUCUAGGAGAGAUUGAUCUGAUCACAGCAGCCCUACUCUUCUGUUUAGAGGAAUCCAGAGAGUGUAGAAGGAUCUCUGAUACAGUCUAUGUUGAUGGCUACCGUGUUGACUUUGGCACACAGACUUUCACUUUCCCUGCAGCAAUCUUGGUAACAAACACUAGAGUGGGUGACAUGGCCUCUGCAUCUGCCUGUGAUCACGCUGCCCCCCAGCUUACCUAUCCCAGCCCUUUCCGCACUCUCCGCCUCGGCCUUGUCCUGGAAGCUCUGGAGGUUGAGGCGGUCCCACAUAACCGCUACCUCCCUCCUAACCCCCGUUACCAGCAUAUGUUCCCCUUUGUCUGUGGUCAGUCACUCCGUCGGGACCAGUUUUCUUCCCAUUUCACAAAUGUCCACGGGGACAUUCAUGCUGGUCUCAAUGGUUGGAUGGAGCACCGCUGCCCCCUGGCAUAUUAUGGCUGCACCUUUUCCCAGCGGAGGUUUUACCCAUCCACCCAGGGGGCCAAGGUAGUUCAUGACAGGCACCUCAGGUCCUUUGGGGUUCAGCCUUGCCCAAAGGCAGAACUUCCAAGUGACUUCCAGUCUGAUCAAUUUAGUGGACUGCCCAUUGAGAUACUGUGGCACAUAGCUGGGUUCCUGGACAGUUUUAGCCUGUGCCAGCUGUCAUUGGUUUCGAGGACUAUGAGGGAAGUGUGUGCUAGUCUCCUCCAGACCAGGGGCAUAGUGGAGCUGCAGUGGGAGCGAAGAAGAGGCCCUAGUGCUCAUGGCACUGUGUCAUGGCAGGUCAAAAACAGAGUGUGGAGAUUCAGCACUGCCUUCAGCCCAGUCUUGUCGUGGGGUUUCAGUGAUCUCCCAAGUAUGUCAGACCAUCUUAAGAAGUGCCACUUCAACGUAGUGGAGCACAAGACAGAACCUAUACCCCUUCCUGCCAUGUGUACUGCACGAGACGGACACUCACUGCGUCGGGUCCUGCGUCACAUUAACACCUGACCAAACAAGGCUGACCUCUCAUAGCUGCACAAGAGUCACUGUCGUAUUAUGUGGAUGUUGCAAUUAAAGAUUUUCUGUUUUGAAAAACAAUUAACUCUUCUUAUAUUACACUAUAGAUUAUGAAGAAGCCUUAAUGAAAUAACACCUUACUUGUCACAAUGAAGGUCUGUUGUUGUGGGUGAAAAAAACACUAACCAUUUAGCUUUGCAUGAAUUUUUUUGAAAAUGCACCCUUAUUCUGGUAAUAUAAAGUAUAUUUUCUUGAAGACAGAUAUGCACAAUAGAUUUGUACUAUUCUAUAUGAUAUACCGGGAAAGUGGAAAGAGAUUUGAAUGUUUUCACUGUCUUGCCUUUCAGUAGUAGCCAUGGGAAAAAGCAGAUUACUGGUUAUAUUGUAUUAUUUCUGUGUGACAGAAGUUGUGCCAGCACUUUACACAAGAUUUGCUAAUCCCUCCAAUGGUGAUCUGUGACCCUAAACGAGCUAGUCUUUCUCAUCCCAAUUUAGGGUGUCAACUUAAUGCAAGUCUGUUGUCUGGGUUUGUAGGUUGUCAGAACGUGAGUCUAAACAGAUGGAUAUUAAUGUGAGGAUAGCCCAAUAAUGCAUGUGAUUUGCUACCAUUUAAUAAACU
This is a messenger RNA of Seriola dumerili (greater amberjack), 3089 nucleotides long. Its product is annotated as F-box only protein 30-like. The record is from RefSeq and is a predicted model, not a curated record. The coding region runs from base 179 to 2461 and encodes 760 amino acids. NCBI's taxonomy places the organism in Eukaryota, Metazoa, Chordata, Actinopteri, Carangiformes, Carangidae. Gene Ontology annotation, molecular function: zinc ion binding; protein binding; ubiquitin protein ligase activity. The transcript is spliced from 3 exons.